AUGGCGCCGUUCUUGUGGGCCUUGGCGGCGUUGGCGAUCAUCUCGCCCGUGGCAUCGGCCCGUGCGGAGACCACCCCGCUGCAAACCCCGAACAACUCUAUUGGGGACGUCGCCGAAAAUGGUGUGGACUUUUAUUCCAAGAUUGGGAGGCAAGCAGGGAGCAGAAGACUGCUGGAGCAAAGCUGUGCCACACAAUUGAUAGCAGAAGGAGAUCCUGCACCAUGUGGCAGGUAUCCAUUCAUGGCAUCUAUCCAGGAUCGGAUGGAUGUGCACAAGUGUGGAGGAGUAUUGAUUGACCCUGAGUGGAUAUUGACAGCUGCGCAUUGUGUGGAUGAGGUGGCAGUUCGCAGAAUUGUCGUUGGGGCAUGUGAUCUUGGUAACUACGGAACUGGUGCAGUGGAGGAAUACCAACUGCAGGCAGAUAUGGGCAUCAAAAUUCAUCCCAACUGGACAGGCACUGUAGGUGACGGGAAUGACCUGGCCCUGAUAAAGCUUGAUGGACGAUCAAAUAUCGACCCUGUCAAGAUUUUAAAUGACCUCAUCAUACCUCCUAGUACACUUUUGGCGGUGGCAGGCUGGGGAGACCAGGAAACGAAGUGCCCACAAAGCAGACACCUGCAACAUGCUGCCCGAAUGGAGUUGAUGGCCCAAAAACAGUGCCGCAGUAUCUGGGCACCUGAGGUUGUCAUCCAGGACAGCAUGAUGUGCACUGUGGGCGACCAGAGCGUCUGCAAGGGCGACAGUGGGGGUCCCCUGCUGUUGGCUGAUGCUCCUGGAGGAGAUUUGCGUGCUGGGAUGGCCAGUAAAGAUCUUCUGGCUGGUAUUGUGUCAUUUGGCAAUGGCUCCAACUGUGAGAUACACAUGUCUGGAGUGUACACCAGAGUGGCCAGCUUUCGUGAGUGGAUCGACGCCAUGUUGGGAGAUGUAUGUCUCAAGUGCAGUUCUUGCAGCAUUGCACAAGCACACUUGCUUGCCAUCAUCUCUGGCCAAUGGUGA
Molecule: messenger RNA, 996 nt
Organism: Ostreobium quekettii
Lineage: Eukaryota; Viridiplantae; Chlorophyta; Ulvophyceae; Bryopsidales; Ostreobiaceae
Source: the annotation of a GenBank genome assembly